CUGCAGGCUGCAGACUCAGGCCGGACCAUGAUGCUGCCCCUCCUGCUCUGGGCCCUGCUGCUGCUGCUGGCUACAGUCCCCGGGCCGGGCCCCCGGCCUGCAGCAGGUACCAGGGGGAGCUGCUCCCACCGCUGUGGAGACCAGGAUGGGCUGUGCUCCUGCCACCCGACCUGCUCCGGCCUGAGCUCCUGCUGCUCGGACUUUCGGGACUUCUGCCUAGAAGUCUCACCCUACUCGGGCUCCAUGAUGGGCGGCAAGGACUUCGUAGUGCAGCACCUCAGCUGGUUCAACUCCACCAAUGGCGUGAUCUGCAGGUUUAAGGAGAGCAUCCAGACCCUCGGGCAUGUGGACUCCUUUGGACGUGUGCACUGUGUGUCCCCCUUGCUCUAUGAGACAGGCCGCAUCCCCUUCACGCUCUCCAUGGACAAUGGUCGCUCCUUCCCGCGCUCGGGGACCUGGCUAGCCGUGCACCCCAGCAAGGUGUCGGAGACGGAGAAGAGCGAGCUGGUGAACGAGACCCACUGGCAAUACUAUGGCAUUGCUGGCAUCACGGGCAACCUCACCGUGACCUGGGAGCCCUCGGCUCUGUCCACGCAGUCUGUCACCAUUGAGCUCUGGGGUUAUGAGGAGACAGGGAAGCCCUAUUCAGAUAAGUGGGCUGCAAAGUGGUCGUACCUGUACCCCCUGGCCACAAGCAUCCCCAACUCUGGCUUCUUCAGCUUCACUCCGAAACCCGCACCUCCAAACUACCAGAAAUGGGAAGUGGGUGCACUUCGGAUCAUCAACAGCAAAUGCUACGCAGGGGAGAAGGACGUGCAGGCCCUCUGGAGCAGCGAGCACGCGCUGGCCUGGCACCUGGGUGAGGACUUCCAGGCAGACCCCGAGGCCUGGGCCCGGGCCCAGUGCCUGGCCUGGGAAGAGCUGGAGGACCAACUGCCCAACUUCCUGCAGGAGCUGCCUGACUGCCCCUGCACCCUGGCUCAGGCCCGGGCUGACUCAGGCCGCUUCCACACGGACUACGGCUGUGACAUUGAGCACGGCAGCGUGUGCACCUACCACCCCGGGGCCGUGCACUGUGUGCGCUCCGUGCAAGCCAGCCCCCAGUACGCCUCCGGCCAGCAGUGCUGCUACACAGAGGCCGGCACCCUGCUCCUGACGGCCGACUCAACCGGGGGCAGCACCCCGGACCGCGGCCACGACUGGGGCGCGCCCCCGUUCCGCACACCACCCCGCGUGCCUGGCCUCUCCCAUUGGCUCUACGAUGUCGUCAGCUUCUACCACUGCUGCCUCUGGGCGCCCGAGUGCUCCCGGUACAUGCGGCGGCGGCCCUCCAGUGACUGUCGCAGCUACCGGCCGUCGCGCCUAGCCUCCGCUUUCGGGGACCCACAUUUUGUCACCUUUGAUGGUGCCAACUUCUCGUUCAACGGGCGUGGCGAGUACGUGCUGCUGGAGGCCACGCUGACCAACUUGAGGGUGCAGGGGCGGGCCCAGCCCCGGAUGACUUCGGAGGGCCCGCAGGACCAGGGCACGGGGCUGGUGGCCGUGGCCGUGCAGGAGGGCAACUCCGAUGUGGUGGAGGUCCGGCUGGCUGGCGAGGGCCGGGUCCUGCAGGUGCUGCUGAACCAGGAGGUGCUCAGCUUCACCGAGCAGAGCUGGAUGGACCUGAAGGGUAUGUUCCUGUCCGUAGCUGCCCAGGACAGCGUAUCCAUCAUGCUGUCAUCAGGGGCUGGCCUGGAGGUCAGCGUCCAGGGUCCAUUCCUGAGUGUGACUGUCCUCCUGCCUGAGAAGUUCCUUACCCACACGCAAGGCCUUCUCGGGACACUGAAUGAUGACCCCACCGAUGACUUCACCCUGCGCAACGGGAAGGUCUUGCCCCCCAAGGCCACUUCCCGCGAGCUCUUCCGCUUUGGGGCCGACUGGGCCGUGGAGAACACCUCAUCCCUGCUCACCUAUGACUCCUGGUCCCUGGUCAACAACUUCCUGUAUCAGUCCAAGCAUGACCACAGCUUUCAGCCCCUGUUCCCCGAGGAGACCGUCCCCGACCCCCGUCAGGCCACUGAGGCAGCUGAAUUGUGUGGAGACAACAAUUUCUGCAUAUUCGACGUGAUGGCCACUGGGAGCCUGAGCGUGGGCAAUGCUACGCGGAUGGCCCACCAGGGGCACCAGCAUCGUGUGCAGAGCCUGCAGCCUGUGACGUCCUGUGGCUGGCUGGCUCCACCCCGCAAUGGGCGCAAGGAGGGUAUCAGGUACCUGUCGGGCUCCACCGUCUCCUUCCACUGUGACAGCGGCUACAGCCUGUCUGGGUCGGAGGCGAGCACCUGCCAGGCUGAUGGCACCUGGUCCAGGCCCACCCCCAUGUGCCAGCCAGCGCGGAGCUACACGGUGCUGCUGAGCAUCAUCUUCGGAGGCCUGGCGGUGGUGGCUCUGGUCGCGCUCACCUAUGUGCUACUGCGUCACAGGAAGCGCAACGUGGCCAGCUGGGGUUCGCAGCCCUGAGGGGAGCGCCUUUGGCAACAGCAAGAGGCACAUGGGGCCACCCCGGAGAACGUGUACCCCAGCACUUGGAUCCCCAAAUCCCUAGCACCAUUUACUGGGACCUGGACACCUGAUAACCUGAGCCUUUAAUGUCCGUGCACACCAGGCCUAGUGCCCUGCUCUGUCCCCUCAGACAUGGACACCUGGCUCCAGCCGUGCAGCUCCCGGAAGGCGUCUGGUCCUCUAGUCCCCGGGUAGUCUCAGCUCCAAUUCCCCAGACUCCAUACCCGCGGAUUCUAACGCCUGUCUCUGGAGACCCAACACUCGGGGGGCACCUGAAACGCAAAUGCUAGUACCUCAGAUCCCGUGUCGGAUGCCUGUGACCCUGAUCCACUGAUCCCCGGUGCCCCAGCCCGGGAGCCCUAACACCCAACUGCCUUGAUUGCUGGACUUGGCCCAGCCUGAGUGGGAGAGGCCUCAGGACCCCAGUGUGGAGGGUCACUCUCUGAGCUCCAGGCUUGUAAUUCUAACCCUUCUGGAAUGUCACUUCUAACUCUACUGGAAUGGCACUUGAAAUACCCUUCCCUGUCUACCCAGAGAAAACAAGCAUGUGGUGCCCCCUCCUUGGUGUCCGGUGCUCAUGCUACACUUUGGUUCUGGAGAGUUCCAUGGUUGCUUUGUGGGGCCAGCAGCACCCAGAGCAACCUUAGUCCACUGGAAGGCCACCUGGGGUGGGUCCCUCCCUAGCCUGUCUCCACUGAAAAGUGGGAUUGAGAACGGUGGCCACUUCAUGGGGCAAGUGUCUGCAAAGGAUUCAGGUGGAGUGUCAUGCUGGGUGCCCAGGAGACGGGAUAGGGCCGGCACAGGCACCCGCCCCUUCCCCCAGCAGCAGGUUGGGGGGCCCUGGGCCCCUCCCCUGCACCAGCACUGCCCUGCAGGUAGGCAGUGACUAGUAGUUCCUGACCAGAGCCCAUGUUCUGGGUCCCUGGGUUCUUUACCCAGGCUUCCCCCUACUGCUGCCCUCUAGUGAGGGUGCUGAGUGGGGGCCACGGGAGGGCCUUGGCAGCAUAGGAUAGGGCCAGGCUUGUCUCUGCGAAAGCACAGUGGAGGGCGGGGUUGGAGGCUAGGGCCCCCUGGUCGAGGCCAGUGGCUCACCCUGGGAGGUAGGGGCGGGAGGAGGUUGCCCAAGGGACGCAGAACCUUGGGGUGGGAGGUAAUGAGCGGAGGCCCUCUUCCCAGCAACCUGCACUGCUGAGAGAGGCCACGUGGGGGCAGCAGAGGGUAGGAACAGAGAUGGGAGGUGGAGGCUACACCAGGUCCUAGGAGAGGGCAGUCAGCGGCGGCUCCAGCUGGGCCAGUUGGCUUGUCACAACCUUGGCCAAGGCUCGUGCAGGCCCACUUCUGCAUCUGUCUCUGCUGAGAGGGCCUUGAGUCAUCCCCCGGUCUCAGGAGCAGAGGCCGUCCAGCUGGCUCUGACCGCCAGGGUCAGAAGUGAAGCUUCCCCACACCAUUAGACUUGCCAUUGGCUGAGGGUCCUGGGCAGAGGUGGGAAAGCUGGGCAGUAGGGGCAGCUGCAGUCUGGAAGGCUUCCUGGAGGAGGCAGUCUUGCACAGUGGGGCACAUUCAAAGGAACAGAGAUGAGAGUGGGGUUGGGGGGGUCUCCCUGGGGUGGUACCCCAGAGACUAAAGGAGGGGGAUGGGGUCAGUCUUUGCCCUUCCAGGCCCCACCCCCCUGCUUCCCCACUGGCUUCCUGCUCAGGGCAGGGUGGGACUGAGGGCUGGCCCUUUGGCCACUGGGGAGGUACUUUCCUCUCUGCAGAUGAGGUAAGGCAGGGCUGGCAUUUCCACUGACCUGAGUCCUCGGUGCUGGGCCGGGCACGAACCAGUGUGUGACAGGGUGCUUUCCUUGUCUAGGCAGCCUGGACAUGUGGGAGCAGGCACACCAGGGCCCAGGAGGGCAGGGGCAGCUUCACAGCUCCAGGGCAUAACUGAAAGGCUAGGUCAAAUUCUCAGAGAUGUGAUUGGUCAGAGAGGAUAUUCCAGGCAGAGGAACAGCCUGGGCAAAGGCUCAGAGAGAAGUGUAGUCCGGUCUGAGGAAUAGUGAGGCCCCUGGUCCACCAGCCAGUGGCGGUUAAGCUUCAUCCUAAAAGAGUAAAACAUGGCCUCCCUCCGGCUUCCCCACCCUACACUUGUCCCUCCAGGUUGGGACCGAGAGUUGUCCCCACCCAUCCCCAGCAGGAGAAGGGGUGCACUGUCUGUGGCCCUUGCCCCAGACAUCUGGCAUUCCCAGUGCCAGGGACAGGCCAGGCUGGGAAGCCCCGACACCUGACGGGUUUUCCCAGGGGCCUGUAGGGAGUCAGGGGCACUACUGGGCCUGUGUGAGGCAGAAGGUCCCAGAGCCCCACAUAGACUCCCUUUAGAGAGCUCAAAGGCAGGGACCACCGCCUCGGGAAGUGGUCUCCCCAAACCACAGUCCCAAGGCAUCAGAAGCCAAUGUCCAGUCCCCUACCUUUUGUACUGGUCAGGGCCUGAGGGACAGAAAUCCAGGGACUUAGAAACACAGGGAUGAAUCGGGAAGUCAAAUAGCUGGUGAGGAUGCCAUAGGACCCCAGCAACAGCCCUGGGCCGAGGGACAGAGGAAGGAGGGUGCCAGAGCCAGGCCCAGGCACUCACAAAAGCGGGAACCUCACAGCAGAAACCGUGCAGGCCCAUGGGCGCUGGCAGGAGCCACAGGCCCAAGAUGGGCGAAGCACCUGCUUCUCCUGCCCUCCGACCUCCCACUAGGGCCUCCCAUUAGCUGAACACAGUGGGGAGCAUAGGGCUGAGGGGCCAAAACAGCACAGUGGGGAGCAGGGCCCCCUCCUUGGCCAGGCUGGUUCCUUCUGCAAGCCCUGGGGUGGCUGAGUCCCUGCCCUGGGCCACCUCUGUCCUCAGAGCUGACAUUCCGAUGGCUGCCCAGCAAGGAGGGGAUGCUCAGUGCAGCACAUGUUGGGAAUGGGAAAUCAAGGGAUGCUUCCUGGAGGAGUCCCAUUGAAGUGGAACUUGAAAGGACAAAAACCAUUAGGGAAAUGAGGUUGAGUAGGUGCCUGCAAGGAGCAGAACAGCCCACGACACCCAGAUACCUCUGCUGGGUUGCACGCUAGACUGCAUUUCCCAGCGCCCCUUGCACUGGGGUGGUCACGUGACUAAGUUCUCCUUGUGCAAAGCUAGCAGAAAAGGACGGGGCACUUGCAGGCCUGAGCCAUAACACUCUCCACCAGCAUCCUUCCACGAUCUUUCUGUUGCGAGGGUGGCUCUGGACCCCGUGCUAACCUGGGUCCCCAGCAUGUGGCAGGGAACCCUCUCCCUCCCUCACUGUCCUGUUCACCCAUCCAGUAUUACUACUGGCACAAGAAACAAACUUGUGAUUAAACCAUAAUACAUUUUUGGGUCUAUUUGUUGCAGCAGUCGUUUCCUCUAUAAAUGCCAGAGGCAGGGGUGAGAAAAGAUGGUCUUACAAUACUGUGGGCACAAGGUUUUUAAAAACUCAAGAUAGGCCAGCGUUCAUAGCAGUGUUGCUCAUGAUCGCCAAAAAGGUGGGAGCAACCAAGUGUCCACGGAUGCCUGAAGGGGUAAAGGAAACAUGGUCCACCCACGUGUGGAAUGUCGUUCACAGGCUCUAACAUGGAUGAAUGUUAAGACAUCUUGCUCAGUGAAAUAAGCCAGACACAAAAGGACAAUGCUGUACCAUUCCGCUCAUACGAAGUUCCUAGAGUCAUCAAAUUCAUAGAGACAGUAAAAUAGAGCUUACCGGGGCCUGGGUCAGGGAAUGGGGAGCUAGUGUUUAAUGGGGCCAGAGUCUCAGUCUGGGAAGAUGAAAACAUUCUGCAGAGGAAUGACGCUAAUGGUUGCCCAAGACCGUGAAAGGCUUAAUGCCAUCGAGCUGGACACUUCUAAAUGGUUACGAUGGUAAACAUUAUGUAUUUAUGUACUUUACUACAAUAAAUAAAGAAUUCAAAGUUUACUUAACUGGUCCCCGGUUGGUGGGCAUGAAGCUGUGCUCAGUCUUUGGCUUCUUCAAACACUGUUGUCCCUUGUAAAGAAGUCCAGGGUUACUUGCAAGAGCAGUUCAUACCAGAGGACUGGCUGGUUAAACAGCACAUGCAUUUUCCUCCUGGAGUGGUGCUCAGUGACACCCUAACCUACUGAGAGAGCCCGGUCCCCUCCCCCUCGUCAGUACAAGGAGCCUUCACAUUUUUUUGCUCUUUGCCAGACAGACAAAACAUGUGGUGAGGCCCACCUCAACUUGGCUAGGCUGAACAUCCCCAGAAUUCCCAUCCUGGUCAGGAUGGACUGCAAGAAAGAGUCCCAUGCCCAGAUUCGGAGGCAGGAAGCGAAUCAGCAGUCUCGCUCAUAGCUCACACUCAUCAUGGUGUGUCUGCUGACUCAGCUCGUCCGCACCAGGAGAGGCCAAGGUUGCAGCGCCUUCACUUGCCCUCAGGCCACGUUCAGCUUCCCUGCUCCUUUGCCAGGUGCCUGACAGGGGAGUCCAGGAAACCCUUAUCUCCCUUGGCAACAAGAAGGCUCUCGGGUUUCAACCAAGCCAUGUGGACUCCAGCCAACAAGUGGGGUUCCAGCCAGCUCUGGAUCCUCCCCCCACCUAACACCCACCUGCCCUCCAGACUCUCUGCUACAUGGACCUCAAGCUCCAACAUCAGAUGGAAGACAACAGCCUUACAGAGGCCCCUUGACCAGCUCCCACAGUUGCAGGUUCUCUGGUGGAACCCUGAUAAAUAAAGUAUAAGUUGUAUGCAAGAAAGUACACCGCGGGUGUCUGGGUGGCUCAGUCGUUAGGCGUCUGCCUUCGGCUCAGGUCAUGAUCCCAGGAUACUGGGAUCGAGCCCCUCAUCAGGCUCCCUGCUCAGCGGGAAGCCUACUUCUCCCUCUCCCAUUCCCCCCGCUUGUGUUCCCUCUCUCACUGUGUCUCUCUCUGUCAAAUAAAUAAAUAAAAUAUUAAAAAAAAAAAAAAAGAAAGCACACCGCUCCGGGUCCAG
Messenger RNA from Mirounga angustirostris (Northern elephant seal), 7508 nucleotides. RefSeq names its product sushi domain containing 2 (gene SUSD2). NCBI's taxonomy places the organism in Eukaryota, Metazoa, Chordata, Mammalia, Carnivora, Phocidae. The record is from RefSeq and is a predicted model, not a curated record. The transcript is spliced from 15 exons. The coding region runs from base 28 to 2496 and encodes 822 amino acids.